Messenger RNA from Sphaeroforma arctica JP610, 373 nucleotides. RefSeq lists its product as hypothetical. Gene Ontology annotation, biological process: regulation of DNA-templated transcription. The coding region runs from base 86 to 373 and encodes 95 amino acids. Lineage: Eukaryota; Ichthyosporea; Ichthyophonida. The record is from RefSeq and is a predicted model, not a curated record. The transcript has 3 exons. Gene Ontology annotation, molecular function: DNA binding.
UAACCUCCAGGAUAUCAUCAGAUACUACUGGCAACGGUUGUCCAAUUUCCACGAGCGUAUAUACCUGGAGGAACGAAUAGCAGCAAUGGCUACGCAGAUCGAGAACGCUCUCGUUGAGCACAGUAACUGUCAGGCCCUCAACCUCAUGGAAGAAGGCGACAUCAUGUGCACACUCUCAAAGCAACAGAUAUGCAAGGGUACGCAGAUACUGAAAAAAUGGUUGAAAGGGCACAUCCACAAACCUUACCCCACUACAGCGGAGAAGGAACAGUUGGCAGCACAGACCGGCAACUCUCUGAAGCAGAUCAACUACUGGUUCAUCAACGCCAGGCGGCGAUACGUACCAAAGAUGAAGAAGGCCAAGGGGAACUAG